UCUCUGAAACCUUCCAUUCUCUAUCUCCACUCAUAAUAUUUUCUAUUCCCGUUUCCAUGAUCCCUCGAUUAUUACAGCCGUGGCGGCGGCCUGGGAUGAUCCCACACUCUCAUCAUGAUACAAGAAAGAAUGCAGUCGACCUCGCUGUCUUCACUUCUUGAAUAUUAUUGGUCCUAAUGAUUUAUAUUUUAUAUAUGGGAAUUUGAAUGAUCAAUUUUGUUUAUAUAUAUUUGUUUAAUUAAAAGUAGUCAAUAAUUAAUGGCAUCGGUACUUGGUGAGUUGAUGAUGAUAUUGAACAAGAUUAAUAUGAGAUGCAGAUGCAGUAGGCUUUUGUGUUGGUUGGCUUUCAGCUUCUUGGCUGUGACCUUGGUCUCUUGCAAAACUGACUCCUCCGACGUUUCUGGUCUGAAUGUUAUGUACACCAGCAUGAAUUCUCCUUCCGUAUUGGAUGGCUGGACAUCAAGUGGAGGUGAUCCUUGUGGGGAAUCUUGGAAGGGAAUCUCAUGCUCUGGAUCAAAAGUAACUGAAAUUAACCUGUCUGGCUUGGGACUUACUGGAUCAUUUGGCUAUAAACUUUCUGAUUUGAAGUCUGUGACGCGAUUUGACCUGAGCAAAAACAGCUUCAAAGGCAAUAUACCUUAUCAACUUCCUCCCAAUCUUCAGCUCAUAGAUCUAUCUGGAAAUGAAUUUGAUGGCAAUGUACCUUACUCAAUCUCCCAGAUGACUGAUCUCAAAGAAAUGGAUCUCAAUAAUAAUAAGCUCAAUGGACAAUUGAGUGAUAUGUUUGGAAAGCUUUCUAAACUCACAAAGAUGGAUCUCUCUUCCAAUUCACUAUCAGGCGAAUUGCCCCAGAGUUUCAAGAACCUCUCAAGUCUCACCACUCUGCGUUUGCAGGAUAACAAAUUCACGGGUUCAAUAAAUGUCCUUGCUAAUCUUCCUGUCGAUGAGUUGAAUGUCGAAAAUAAUAAAUUUACUGGCUGGAUUCCAAAUGAGUUGAAGGACAUUAAGAAAAUAAAGACUGGAGGAAAUUCUUGGUCGUCUGGUCCUGCUCCUCCUCCUCCUCCUGGGGUAACAAGUCACGUUAGGCAUUCAAAAGCAGAGGAGGCUAAGAAGUCGGGUCUAAGCGUAGCCGCUAUUGUUGGAAUAGUAUUGGGUGUUUUAGUUGUGCUUGGCCUCCUUAUUGCUCUAUUCUCAAAGCGGAGAUCUCCGCCUUCAUCACAUUUCCUUGAGGAAGAUAGACUUAGCCAAAGGAGGCCUUUUGCUCCACUGUCAUCUGGGCAGUUAUCUAAUGAUUUGGAUGCUGAAUCACGAGCAGACUUGAGAGAAGUGAGAUCACCCAAAGCAUCUCCCUUGAUUCAAGUUAAAAGCGUGGGCACAUCCUCUUCAAUAAGACUUAAGCAUCCGCCUUCAGAUCACCCUAAAUCAUUCAACAACAAUGAGAAUACAAAUCUUAUGAAUGCCAGGACCAGUUCAAUUCAUGUUGCUCCUUACCCUCUGGCUGAGUUGCAGACUGCCACUGGUAAUUUCGCAACGGGCCGUCUUCUGGGUGAAGGAUCAAUUGGCCGUGUCUAUCGGGCAAAGUAUGGGGAUGGGAAGGUUUUAGCAGUGAAGAAAAUAGACUCGAUGCUUUUUCGAGGGCAACAAGGGACAGAAUUUGCAGAAAUUGUUUCAGACAUCACUAAACUCGACCACCCAAAUAUUUGUGAAGUUGUUGGUUAUUGCUCAGAGCAGGGGCAGAUCAUGUUGGUGUACGAGUACUUUAGGAAUGGUUCACUUCAUGAAUUUCUGCACCUGUCAGAUGACUUUAGCAAACCGCUUACAUGGAACACCAGAGUCAGAAUUGCUUUGGGGACUGCCCGUGCAAUCGAGUACCUGCAUGAAGUUUGCUCGCCAUCCUGUGUUCACAUGAGCAUAAAAUCGUCCAAUAUUUUGCUGGAUGCUGAACUGAAUCCCCGUCUCUCUGAUUGCGGUUUGGCCCUACUUUAUGAGCGUAGGAGCCAGGAGCUUGAGACUGGAUAUAAUGCACCGGAAUGCACAGAAGUUUGUGCAGACCCUGUAAAGGGUGAUGUUUACAGUUUUGGGGUGGUAAUGUUGGAGUUGAUGACGGGACGAAUGCCUUUCGAUAGUCGAAAGCCCAAGUACGAACAGAGUCUUGUCCGGUGGGCUUCACCACAGCUCCACGACCUAGAUGCAUUGGGGAGAAUGGCGGAUCCUGCUUUGCAUGGAUUGUACCCGCCAAAGUCUCUUUCUGGAUUUGCGGAUGUGAUUGCUCUGUGUGUGCAGUCGGAGCCAGAAUUCCGGCCACCCAUAUCCCAAGUUGUGCAGGCGUUAGUUCGAUUAGGUCAAAUGAACCAAAGAGGAAUGGAUUUUAGCACAUCUCAUCGAAUCGAUGAUGAUGAUUACGACUACUAAUUGUCCAAUGUUUUUACUAUGUACAUGUACAGUGAACUGUUAUAUCUCGAUUUUGACAGCGUAUGCUUAAUUACUCUAUUACAUAUGAUGUUCAUAA
This is a messenger RNA of Sesamum indicum (sesame), 2509 nucleotides long. It is a transcript of the gene SRF5, whose product is annotated as STRUBBELIG-receptor family 5. The record is from RefSeq and is a predicted model, not a curated record. Gene Ontology annotation, molecular function: ATP binding; protein kinase activity; receptor serine/threonine kinase binding. NCBI's taxonomy places the organism in Eukaryota, Viridiplantae, Streptophyta, Magnoliopsida, Lamiales, Pedaliaceae. Gene Ontology annotation, biological process: protein phosphorylation.